Molecule: messenger RNA, 498 nt
Organism: Penicillium subrubescens
Lineage: Eukaryota; Fungi; Ascomycota; Eurotiomycetes; Eurotiales; Aspergillaceae
Product: ribonuclease H2 subunit C
Exons: 4
Coding region: 1-498 (165 amino acids)
Biological process (GO): RNA catabolic process
Cellular component (GO): ribonuclease H2 complex
Source: RefSeq, a predicted model, not a curated record
AUGCCAGAGAUGUACACCUUCCAAGCAGGCUCCAAGUCAGUCUCAUCGCUUGUGAGCGACGAGGCCCCUACGAAAUUCACACCCAACAUCCUCCCCUGUCGGAUUCACCACGACGGCCCAAUCGAGUCUACCAACCGAUUUUGGAUCCCCCAGACAGACGAGAAGGACAACAAACAAACAGCGCACUUCCGCGGCCGCAGACUUCGAGGCCGGCGCGUCGCGAUUCCCGAAGGCUAUCAAGGUGUUAUCGCUACGCCAACAGACCGUGUACUGCCCGCAUCCCAACGACAAGACAAUGGUACAAUGGAGGAUGGAGAAACCGAACCGGAGGAACCCGUCAAGUUGCUCGAGGCGCAGGGCACAUUCGACGAGUUGAUGGUAUGGGGGCAUGAGACUCUUCCUGCGGCAGAUGAUACGUUCGUCAAAGGUGUGGAGGAGUGGGUGCGGUUUGCUGAGAUGAUGCAUGGGACGGUUUCGCCGGCGAUAGAGGGGAAAUAA